AGCCGAGACAUAAACCUCGCAAACAUGGCGACGCUCCGAAGCGAGUACGGAGACUGGAAAUACGACCGUUUUUAACCGAGCAAAUAACCUCCUCGUCGCAUGUUACAAUGUGGUGGGGUUAGCCGGAGCCACCGCACGCACAGCCUUUGUGACGAUGUUUGCAGAGGCCAGUCUGUCCAUCUGGGGAUGGGGGGGUCUUGGAGUCGUGCUGUUCCUCGUCACCUUUGGACCCUUUGCCAUAUUCUACCUGGCCUUUUAUAUCUUCUGCUUUAUUGGAGGGGGCUUUGCAGUGACACUGCUCUAUGGAAAGAUCAAUUCCGAGAAACACCUGGAAAAGUGCGAGCACUCAUAUCUACCACCCACACAAAUUGGUAUACUAAAGACGUUGGAUGAGAUGAAGCUGGAGCUGAAGCCAAUAAAGAUUGACAGGAGACUAACUGGCUCCUCUUUCAUAGAUGAACCACUACAACAGGUGAUCCAGUUUGCUCUGAGAGACUACAUCCAGUACUGGUACUACACUCUGAGCGAGGAUGAGUCCUUCUUAUUGGAGAUUAGACAGACGCUACAGAAUGCCCUCGUCCAGUUCUCUACACGGUCCAAAGAGGUGGACUGGCAGCCUUACUUCACCACUCGCCUAGUGGAUGACUUUGCCACCCAUUUACGUGUCUUUAGAAAAGCCCAAGACCGCCUCGCUGACAGGGAGGACAAGCAAAGGGACAUCACAGAGGAGCUGGUGGACUCCUUCUUUGAGGCCGAGGUGGAGAUGGAGAGGAAGAUUUGUCGAGACGUUGUGUGCACUUCACACAAAGACGAAGAAGGUUUUCUUCGGGACUUGUGUGAGUUGCUUCUGUACCUGUUACUACCUCCUGGAGAUUUCCACAACAAAAACAUGAGAUACUUCCUGAGGGAGGUGCUGGCACGUGGAGUGCUACUUCCUCUGAUCAACCAGCUUAGCGACCCAGACUACAUCAACCAGUUUGUUAUCUGGAUGAUUCGGGACUCAAGCUGUAACUACGAAGCCUUCAUGAACAUCCUGAAGCUGACUGACAAGCCUUCAGAGCUGGAGUCCGUCAAAGACAAGGUGAUGGAGGAGCUGCAGUACCUCCGCUCCCUGGACACUGCUGGAGAUGACAUCAACGUGAUCAAGAACCAGAUUAACAGUCUUCUGUUUGUGAAGAAGGUGUGUGAGACCAGGAUCCAGAGACUACAUUCUGGCAAGGAGGUGGAUGCCUUAAAGCUGGCAGCCAACUUUGGAAAGCUGUGUGUCAUCCCGCUGGAUCACAUCCUUGUCCACAACAUCGCCCUGCAGUUCUUUAUGGACUUCAUGCAGGCAGCGGGGGCCCAGGCAGAGCUGUUCUUCUGGCUCACCGUGGAGGGCUACAGGGUGACGGCACAGCAGCAGCUGGAGGCCAUGCAGGGCUGGCAGAAAGAUGGCAAGAAGCAGCCCAGUGCAACCAAGGGACUUCUGAAGGCUGCUGCGUUGGGUGUGUUUGAGCAAUACCUCUCUGAAAAGGCAUCUCCUAGGGUGCAGGUGGAUGAGGAGUCUGUAAUAAAGCUAGGGGAGAAGCUGCAGAAGGACGACCCCACACCAGAGAUAUUUGAUGAAAUCCAGCGAAAUGUGUACGAAAUGAUGCUACGUGAUGAACGCUACUACCCCUCCUUCAAGCAGAGUCCUCUCUACGUCCGCAUGCUAGCAGAGCUGGAUAUGUUGAAAGAGCCAAGCUAUCGAGGGUCUGAUGACGGCGAUGGAGAAUCCUUCAACGGCUCUCCAACAGGAAGCAUAACCUUAUCUUUGGACGACUUGUCCAACUCCUGCCAUGAUGAAACUAUGCACCUACAUGCCUUCAUCUCCGACACAGGGGUUUGCAACGACCACGGUAAGACCUACGCGCUGUACGCCAUCACCGUGUUCAGACGUAACCAUGACGGAAGCGAGGACUGCUGGAAGACGUAUCGACGUUACUCAGACUUCCAUGACUUCCACAUGAGAAUCACCGAACAGGUUUGUUUUGAGAAUCUGACAUCGAUCCUCAAGCUGCCAGGGAAGAAAACAUUUAACAACAUGGACAGAGACUUCUUGGAAAAGAGAAAAAAAGAUCUCAAUGCUUACUUACAGUUGCUGCUAAACCCUGAGAUGGUUAAAGCCUGUCCAACUCUGAUUCCUUACGUCUAUGACUUCCUAGAGAACAAGGCGUACAGCAAGGGCAAGGGAGAGUUUGCACGAAAGAUAGACACAUUUGUAAAUCCUCUGAGGAGCUCCAUGAGAAACGUGUCUAACGCAGUGAAGGCCCUGCCUGACAGUCUGGCUGAGGGCAUGACCAAGGUCUCUGACAACAUGGGUCGCAUGUCCGAACGACUGGGCCAGGACAUUAAACAGUCCAUCCUAAAGGUGCCUCCACUCCUCCCCAAGUCUGAAAUCGACCCUGAACACUGUCGAGUCUCUGCUCAGCUGGAUGACAACGUUGAUGAUAACAUCCCCCUGAGGGUAAUGCUGCUACUAAUGGACGAGGUGUUUGACCUGAAGGAGAAAAACCAGUGGCUGCGCAGGAACAUUAAGAACCUGCUUCAGCAGCUCAUCAGGGCCACAUAUGGAGACACCAUCAACAGGAAAAUUGUGGAUCAUGUGGACUACUUGACUUCACCAGAGCAGGUUGCAGACUACGUCAAGAAGUUCAGGGAUUCUUACUGGCCCAACGGUAUUCUGGCCGAGUCACCGCCACGUCGGGACAAGAACAUCCGCAUGAGGACCCGAGUCGCUGCCAAGACCAGCCUGCUGGGCAUCAUGCCAGAUGAGCUGAAGCACAUCAUCGGAGCAGACACCACAAGAAAGGGCAUCCUCCGUGUCUUCGACAUGUUUCAGUACCAACCCAUGAACCGUCGGCUUGUCUACGUUUUCCUGGAGGGCUUCUUGGAAACGAUGUUCCCCCAGUAUAAAUUCCCAGAGCUCUUUGUCAAACUACACUCCCGCUCGCCGCGCAUCCACAGAUUUAGCCAGAAAGUCAAAUCGUCCUCCCUCAAGAGGUGACAGGAGAGGACAGAGGCAGCGGGACAUCAGCCAAUCAGACACACACUUGGACUUGAGGGCGGAGAGUGAUAGUGGAGGGGCUUGACGUGAAUGUUAAGGUGUGUUCGCUUGAUUUCUGCUCUUCCACUUCCCUCACACACUCUCUUCUGUGAAAACACUCCAGCUGUCUGGACAGAGCUGAAGGAUGAGCAACACGUACAUUGCCCUCGUCUAACUCUGUGACACAAACACACCUGCGCAAACUUAAAUCCUGUAAUUUGCACCAAGACUGAUCAUUGCAUUCAUUUGUUUUAGCUCAAAUAUUUUCCUUUUUUCUGAUGUUUUAGUUGUGUUGAGCUUUAUCAUGGGCCAGUCAAUGCUGCUUUCUUGUGGUUCAGAGAACAGACCACAAAUACUGUAUUGUUUUUAACUGCAGGAGCAGAUAGCAUAGACCCACACCUUGCCUUACCUUCCUGCUUCUGUGUGUGUCAGCCGGAAUAGCCCGCCAUCUGAGUGACCCGGCCAUUCAGCUGUAGACAAACUAACCCACACGCUAGACAUGUUAUCUGCAAAAGCUGCACACUUGCUUACAUGCAAUUUUUUUUUCUUUUCAUAGCAACCAAAUAUGUCAAUAGCACUGGGUUAAGAAGGCGCUGUUUUUUAAAUGUGACUGAACAAACUGGGGUUGAAAGGACAAUUUUACAUUUUAAUGACACAUUUUUCUAGCCUCUUUUUUUUUUUUGCCCACGAUCCUCAACGAAUAAGCCACACCCCCUUUAAUGCUACUGUCAAACAUGUGAAGACCAAAGCUCAUGCUGUCCAUACUUGUGUUUGGCUUGAUGUUGGGAUACUCCGAGCAUUACUGUGCUAAAUAAACGAAUAAUGUGAGGGAGGAGAAAGUUGACCUCUGGUGACCUAAUGGUGAGGCUCUAAAGUGUGGCACAGUUGUGGGAUGCUCAGCACCAUCAAAGAAUGUACUCUCUGGUCUGCUCUUGUUUUUGGCUUGAGUAGAGUUUUGUGUGAAUGGGUGUGUGCGUGCGUGUGUUUUAGCAUAAAGCUGCUACACUUUCUCAGUAAGAAACUGUGCCAGUGUGAGCUAGUGAACCAGCCUUAAAAGUAUAAACAGGACAUACUGACCAAGAGACACGCUAGAGGUAGCGCUCCUUAGACUGAACAUCACAAGGAAAUCAAAAUAGAGAUAUGGAAAUAUAUCCCUAAUCACUUUUAUGCAGAGAAAAUGUUUAAUUUUGUGCAAUACUUUGUUUUCUGUAAUGCAUGUGCAUUUUGAAUCAUUGUAUACUGAAAUAGAACCAUAUAGUUUUAAUAGUAAAAAAAAACAAGUUUCCCAAAAAACAUCUUCUUAUCCCAACAACUUGACAUUCCGUUGUUGUAAAAGUACAAUGUUUAUUUUACAGACUUGUUUUAUAAGUCUGAGUUAUUUCUUGUUUUUUGCUUCUUCUUUUUUUUUUUGGCACGUGGGGGAUAUUUUCCACUUAUUCCAGCCACUCCAACAGAAUCUGUUUUGGGGCGAUGACUAGGGAGGGUUUCUGUUUCACAGUAUGAUGAUUAGCUCAUUGGGCUAUUGCUAGCUCCGAGGCAGCCUCACAAACUGCUUCAUUUUAAUAACUAGUGGUGUUUUUAUGCAUUAAACAUGUUCUGUUCAGUGUGAACAUAUUUUGUUGUUAUAAGCUGACAGCUGGAGGGACCUUCCCCCCCCCUCUUUCUCCUGUCUGAUAGGCUCACAAGAGAGCCUUGUCCUGUGACCAAUGGAAUCACUGCUAAUGAGCACUUAGUAGCAACUGUGGAAGGGCCUCUCUCAUUGGCUGGAUGGUGCGCUGUUCUGCUGCAGUCAUUAAAUGGAUUUUCCUUGUCUGCACUGAGCAGCUUUAGUUGACUCUGAUGGGGUGAACCGGAGGACAUGAACUGGAGCCUCUUCUUACUCAGAGGUGAAUAUUUUGUCCCUAUAGUGGAGAAGGUGUCACCUUUAACUUUCUGCACACCUCUCCAAACAGGAAGGCUUGUCUUUUUUUAACCCUAGUAUUUAUGAAUCUAUGAUAAUGAAAAUUGUGCAUAUCUGUGUACAGUCUGUGUUAAUAGUGUGCCUAAAUGUACUGUCAACUCUAUUUUCAUAUUUUUCUUUAACCUAAAAAAGAAAUCAAUCAGAAUGUCAUGAUCACUUUAUGCGACUGAAAAUGACUUUAGGGUGUUUCUUUGCAUCAUGCUUAUCAAACUCUUCCUUGUGAGCAAUUGUGCUCAGAUCAGUAUAACACUAAUAAAAGGUAACUCAGACUAACUGACCAACAAUAUUCAUGUUGUCUUUGUGUGCGCUUGCAGAAUUUGUAGUUAUUCAAGGUUCGAUGGAUAUUUACCCUCAUACUGACCACUAACUGACAUAUUAUCCAGUGAGUGCAGUCUUUAUAAUGCUAAAUGUAAAAUUGUUGACUUUAUUAAAGUCUGGUGUCAAGCUUC
This is a messenger RNA of Labrus bergylta (ballan wrasse), 5473 nucleotides long. It is a transcript of the gene snx13, whose product is annotated as sorting nexin 13. The record is from RefSeq and is a predicted model, not a curated record. Gene Ontology annotation, molecular function: phosphatidylinositol binding. NCBI's taxonomy places the organism in Eukaryota, Metazoa, Chordata, Actinopteri, Labriformes, Labridae. Gene Ontology annotation, cellular component: early endosome.